This is a messenger RNA of Carassius gibelio (silver crucian carp), 4314 nucleotides long. RefSeq names its product microtubule-associated protein tau. Lineage: Eukaryota; Metazoa; Chordata; Actinopteri; Cypriniformes; Cyprinidae. Gene Ontology annotation, cellular component: neuron projection. The coding region runs from base 912 to 2048 and encodes 378 amino acids. Gene Ontology annotation, molecular function: microtubule binding. The record is from RefSeq and is a predicted model, not a curated record. The transcript has 9 exons. Gene Ontology annotation, biological process: neuron projection development; microtubule cytoskeleton organization.
UCCGUUCCAUUGAAUUAUUAGAAAAGUAAUGCACACCCUUCGUGGCUGCAUCACCACCUCGAGUGUGCAUUUUUUUUUCUUAUAAUUCAACGUACUGUCACAUUUUUAUUUAAUUGUAAAUAACAUAAAAUUAACAUUACAACUAUAUUAUUUUAACGGAUGUAAUUUCCACAAUAAAUACAAAAUAAAGUAUGCAAAAGUGUACUUCUUUUUCUCAGGAUUUAUGGCACAAAAACAACAUGUUUAAGUCAGAUUAAAAAAAAAACACUUUUUGCAAGCAAUCUUGCCCUUCAGUUGUACCUAUCAGCUCAUAUUCCUGUGUUUAGUGUGAAGUCCGGGUUCCAUCACAUCUGUUUGUUUUGUAUGUUAACAAAGGCCAGCAAACCAGUUUGUUAUGCCCGUUGUCUUUCCUCUACUGUGAAGGGGACGUGCAUUAGUGACAGGCAAAAGCGGCUUUGUUUUCAGCUUUAGCAGCAGGGUUUUCAUCAGAUGGUUAUGAUCAACACUCGGACUGGAACCGUGUAGACCCCCAGAGAAUACUAGAGCAGGACCAAGACCUCCUCAGAAGCAGCUGGUCUGGACAACCGGUCCAUUCCCUUCAUCGGCGGACAGCAGUCAGUCCAGACCGCACCAGGAGCCUGUCUCUGGAGAACGAGCCACCUGUGACUUUCCUGGUCCGCAGCGCUGCCCUGGAAGACCUGACAUCCGUCAGGGAGAGGACUGUAGAAGCCACGGCUCCUUACAGCGAAACCCUCCAGGAAGAGGAAGAACUGUCUUUUUAUGGCAACGAGAGCAAUGUUGAAGAAGAAACGCUUCCUGCAUGGGCCUGCAGGGCUCAGGCGACACUUGAUGAAUAUGCACCUUCUGAAACAAAAGAACAUAGUGUUUCCCAAACUCUUUCUCAUGAACACAUGGCAGCAAUGGGAGAAGUGCAGGAGAAAGCUGAUGCUAUGUUAUCAGAAGUUGAUCACAUCGUUACCGUUACCGCCGAAGAUGACGGAAAGACAGAAGCCACUCCUCCCUCUGCAAGCACAGUUGGCUGUCCAAAAAGUGUCAACGUCUCCACGGCAAGAAAAUCCUUGGUGCCAGUGGCUCAAUUCAAAGCUCAGUCCAAGACCAAUGGUGAUACUGAGAAGAGGGCUCCUAGUAGCAGUAGACCUCAUGCUGCCGGAACAAAGAUUCCUGCCAUGACUGCAGCUGCCAAAAAUGGAAAAGACUCUCCUAAGACCCCGGAGACCAGCGGGCACAGCAGCCCCGGCACUCCCAAGUCCCCUGCCAGCAAGGCUGCGGGUGGCAAGCCUCCAACCACAGGAAAUGAAAUCAAGAAGGUCGCAGUGAUUCGCUCGACUCCUAAAUCUCCAAAGAACCGCUCGCCCACAUCACUGUCGGCCGCUGCCCCCCUCCCUGAUCUGAAGAACGUACGAUCCAAAAUCGGCUCCACUGACAACUUGAAGCACCAGCCUGGAGGCGGCAGGGUACAAAUUCUUGAUCAGAAGGUGGAUUUCAGUAAUGUUCAGGCCAAGUGUGGCUCCAAAGCCAACCUCAAGUAUACGCCAGGAGGUGGAAAUGUUCAAAUUCUCGAUCAGAAGUUGGACUUAAGUAGCGUGCAGUCUAGAUGUGGUUCCAAAGAUAAUAUCAAACAUUUACCUGGAGGUGGAAAUGUCCAAAUCCUCCACAAAAAGAUUGAUCUGAGCAAUGUGCAGGCAAAGUGUGGAUCGAAAGACAACAUCCGCCACAAACCAGGUGGAGGAAACAUUGAGAUCAGGUCUGAGAAGCUUGAAUUCAAGGCUCAGUCAAAGGUCGGAUCUAUGGACAACAUUAAACACACACCUGGAGGAGGCAGCAGGAGGAUUGAGUCGCACAAACUGAUGUUCCGUGAGCAGGCCAAAGCGCGAACCGACCAUGGCGCAGAAAUCGUGUCUCUAGAGGAGUCGCCACAUGGCCUGAGCACCGUCUCCUCUUCUGGCAGCAUCAACAUGGCAGACCCCCCGCAGCUUUCCACCCUCGCUGACCAGGUGUCUGCAUCGCUGGCCAAGCAGGGCUUGUGAUUGGACCACACCACCAAACCACGCCCCCCAACCCCAGCCCUUCCCAUUCUCUUCUGCAUACCUGAUGGUAUUCUAACCUCUCUCUGAAAGUCAUUUUGUGGCCCAGAAAACAACGCCAAGUAACUUUUGGCAGUCACUGUUCGAUUUUGUAAUACUUAAGAUUUGUUAUAGGCCAAUGAAGCUUUUGAACUUUUUGAAUUUGCCUCGUCCUUCACUUUAAGGCAGUUCCCACGGUGGACAUUUUUAACAACUGGAAAUGUCCUCCGACUGCCCUCCAUUGACUAUAUUUAAUAACACAAAAUUACGUUUGUGUAUUUGUAUGGCUUUUGUUGACCAUUAUAUGUUAACUUAUGCAUGAUGCCGUUUUUUGGUAGCUCCUGGAUUUAGGACAGUUCAUACAGAACCCAUUUUUACUUUCAGAGAGGAUUGUUCUCAUUUUUAAAUCAGGCUAAAAUUAGAUUGAGAUUAUGAAUAUUUAAGUCGCUUAGUAGUGCUUAAAAUGAAAAUUAGAGCAUCGUAUCUUGACUUUGAGAAAGAAAGCAACUUAAAGCCCCACAGUUUGUGUUUGAAAGGAUUUGCAAGGCUUAUGUGAAGAAAAACAGGUGCAUAACAGCGCUGUGUAAAAAGUCUACAUCUCUUUCUAAAAUGGCCAUGAAAUUCAGAGUGCUUCAUAAGGAAACGUCUCGUACAGUAUUAAUAUGUGGAUGAAUAUGGGAUGUAUAUAAGAUGAAAACACUUUUUUUGUGUGCCUACUGGCAGUCUUAAUUGAAAAUGCCUCCCUUUUGGUUUUUUUGCUUGUUUUCUAGCUUGGCAACUAUCAGAACAUUUACCUUCCAUUUAUAUUUUUUAACAAACAUAAAAUUGUAGCUAUGACAUGUCUGCUGUUUAGGAAAGUUUGAUUGGUAACAUUUUACAAUGAGGUUCAGGUUGUUGGCAUUAGACUGAUGAAAUAACGAUCAACUAUACUUUUACAGCAUUUAUUAAUCUCGAUAAAUGUUCAUUACUACAUAUACUAAUGCAUUUGAACAUUUAUUUACUAACAACAAACAAUAGGAAAUAAGUUGACCUGGAAUAAAAAUUGCUUUAAAAAACGUCUUUUAGUUUGAUUCAAAAUGCAUUGACUAACGUCAUUGUAAAGUGUUAUUGUUUUAUUAAUAACAGGUUGCAUGUGAGAAUCUGAACGCUAUUUGAAGUAUCUUAUGGAAAAACAACCUAUGCACCUGUAAACUUCCUCCAUAAUACUGCCAACAGUCCUUCUCAUUUCUCUGAUGAGAUGAAUUGCCAAACUGUUGUGUAUUAUAAAUUUUCUGGCGACAUAAACUAUAACAAGUAUUGUAUUCUUCACGGAAAGCGUCACUCGAGCACAAGCAUGCCGUUCAACUUCGAUCCGUCACGUGACCACGUCAUCCGCUUCCACUUUAUAGCUGUAAAAUGUUACGUCAAGGUCUUCUGUUUUACUGAACGAUGAUGUAAUGACCUCAGCCAGUCAUGUGGCUUAAAUUCUCUCCCCUGCACUAUCACAGAAUGUUUAAUGAGCUUUGAACCACUCCACAUGAUCUUUGCUCCUUGCAUGCAUUUCAUGUAAGCAGCCUGAGAUAUUGCGUUGCCUCUUAUACUUGCGUAUAUCCCAUAAUCGCUGAUGUGCUUAUUAGGAAUCUAUGUAGACAGUAGUGGAAAAGAGCACUACUCAGACGGCGAUCCCUGUUUCUUUGUGUUGGAGAUGGAGCCGUGUAACCACCAUUAGAUAUUUAAUGUAUGUUUAUCGUAUGUUUAUGACUGUAUGUUUGUAUAAGGACUUGAAGAGACUUCAAAAAAAUAAAAAAUAAGCAGAGGAGUUCAGAAGCCAUGCCUGCAACGUUUUAAUCUGCAUGCUGAGUUUUAACUUGAAUUGGCAACAAGUUUCUGAACGUUUUCUGACUAGGGUGUUUUUGGGAAGGUCGAGAGAGCUUGGAUAUGGGAUAAGCUGUUUGUUACGGUUUUGAUGUUGUGAUGAGAGGGGAAGUAAGUGAGUGUUCAGUGGACAAGAAGAGGGAAAGAAAGUCAGUCGGUCCUUUGGUUUAAAUGUCUCACUCUAUAACCUUCGACAUGGUUCUGGGUGCAGUUUUGCCAUCCUGUUGACAUCGACUCCAUACACCAUUUUUGCAGUUGUAAAUUUUAGCUUGGGAACUGUGGUUGUCAAUAUUGUUUGUGUGUUUUAAUAAUAACUGUUUUACAAUGAUUCUUGUUGAUGUACAUGUGAAUUUGGAAAUAAAGGAUAUUAAUCAAA